AGCAACUGGACAUUUUUUGUUUCUGGGACGCGAGCAGACGGUAAAACCUCCGGCAAAGACACUAAAGCCAGCGCGGGCCCCGGAGCAGACGAUUUCUUCGGGGUCAUUGUAAUUGUAAUCUAAUCCUACAUGCUGGGCAAACAUGUCUACAAAAGUUUUGAUUACUGGAGCCUCGGGUCUUUUGGGACGUGCUGUCCUACAUGAAUUUGAAAGUGACAGAAAAUGGAGCACUUUGGGCCUUGCAUUUAGCCGUGCUUCAGGAAACCUCAGAAAAGUUGAUAUCACAGACCAGCAGGCAGUGAAGGAUAUCAUGCAAGAAUUCAAACCUGAUAUUGUCAUACACAGUGCAGCUGAGAGGCGUCCAGAUGUGGUUGACAAACAAGAAGAAGCAACUUAUCGGCUAAAUGUGGAAUCUACACGGUCCAUUUGUCAAGUUGCAAAAUCUAUUGGAGCCACCAUUUUCUAUAUCAGUACAGACUAUGUAUUUGAUGGCAAAAAUCCCCCAUAUAGGGAAACAGAUGCUCCAAAUCCUCUCAACAGGUAUGGAGUGAGCAAGCUUGAAGGAGAAAAGGUGACGCUAGCAGAGAGCAAAGAUAAUAGCAUUUUACGAGUGCCGAUUCUUUAUGGCAACAUCGAGCGCCUUGAUGAAAGUGCUGUCACAGUUUUGUUUUCUAAAGUGAAGGACACCACAAACACUUGCAUCAUGUCUGACUAUGAGCAGCGAUAUCCAACACAUUGCAAGGACAUUGCUGUUGUACUUAAACAGCUGGCUGAGAAGAAGAUUCAGGGACAAGAUACUGCUGGGAUUUUUCACUGGAGUGGAGAUGAAAAGAUGACAAAGUACAGCAUGGCAAUGGCAAUGGCAGAGGCCUUCAGUCUGCCAACAAAUCACAUACAAGCUGACAGAAACCCAUCUGGUGGUGCAACCCGUCCUUAUGAUGCUCAUCUAGAUUGUUCAAGAGCACAGAGUCUUGGAAUUGGUCAAAGAACACCUUUCAAAAGCACCAUUAGAGAAAUACUAGAACCUUUUUACCCUUAGAGUUCUAACAAGGUACUUGAGUAUUUAGAAAAUAUUUUGCAUGCAUGGAUACCUUUGUACACAGAGAAAUAAUAAUUAUUAUUAUUAAAGCAGAUUUAUAGUAGAGCUAUUUUCAACUGCAGAAUUGACUCAAUGUGUUUUCCAAAACCAAAAAUACUUCAAAACUGAUCGAUGUAAAAAUGGUGUUCAAACAAAGACCAAACUUAUUAACAAUCAUACAGAGAGAUCGCAACAAACAAAAAAGAGUUGUGGUGAGGUGGAUCUACAGCUGUAAGCUGGACCAUUGGAUGAAUGUGAGUGGACUUAGUCACAGUGCACACAACUCAAGACGCCCAGAGCAUGCACAAAAUGCGUGUCCACACGGCGACGAAGACAAGCAGACAUAUGAACCCAUGUCCUGUGUGCACACAGAUUGCUGGCAGACGUCGCCUCAACACCAAGGCCAUGUACAACAAUUCACAAGACAUCAGAAAGUUUUAGUCCAUGCUGCUGAUCCAUGGCGUGAAGAAACAGUUAUGAAGAGGCUAGCUAUUGAUGGGACAACAGAAGGCUGCAGACUAGCAGAUCACUGAACAGAAAGACAAAGGAGCACGCGUUAAAUCAUAGGGAAAAAACUCACAACAAGUCAUCUGAGACAACAAAUACAGAGAACUAGUCCUCUCCAGCCAAUUUGGAAUGCUGUAAGUAACCUGUAGUCAUUAUACACCAAAUUAUUCUUUUCAUGUUAGCAUCUGUGUUUCUCAAUGUAUCACUUUGUAACACUUGUUAACACUUAAAUGGGGUUUAAGAAAGUUAAAGCAGACCUGUGUACUGCAAAGGAUUUUUCAUAGCAGCUACGGAUUUAGACCCCUGAUUAAUGAACUUUGGUGGUGUAAAAAUCUACAGGUUAUCGGUUUUCCAAAUUAAUAUUUGAGGAAUGCUUUUUUACCUUGGGUUUUGUUUGUUUAAAGUUUCAAUUAUGCUUAAGAACAUGGUAGAUUGCUACACACUUGCAUUCAUAAGCAUUUCACACUUUCCUUCUGAUGAGAUUUUUCUCCACUUCUUGUUCAAAUGGGCCAAGGCACAUGAGAAGGUGGAAGUAUCUGCUGCGUUAUAGUGAAAAGCAAGUUGGUAAAACAAAUGAAUCAAGUUGUUUAGUCAAUUGAAGCAGAUGAAUGUUGUGGAAUUUUUUUAUUAAUAUGAAUAAUGCAGUUUCUAAUCGAAAGAGUUAUUUUAUUUACAUAUGUAUAUCAUGUCAUUUGUGUCAGUGCAUUGAAAACUACAGUGACAGUGCUUGAUAAAAAAAAUUGCAAUUCGUAUUGCUUGAAAGGCCAGACCCUAUGGAAAAUUGGCAUUUAGAAAUGCUACAGACAAGAAAUUAUUGGGGUGAGCAGGUCUGGUAAAAGUCUCAUGGUCAUUAGGUUAGAGGGUAAAAGAUCUAUAAAUGAUCAGAGGGAUUUAGAUCAUGUUACAUGACAACUUGUUUCAGAACAUAACAUUCUCACCAUUUUACUCCAUCCUCUUGCACACAAGUUUUUUCACAAGCACACUUUGUAAAUUUGACAGAAUAUUUUGUCUUCCAUUUUAUAUGAUUACUAGUCCACAAAAGAGAAUCUGUAUUUCUCUUUCAGGAUUUCUUUUCAUUUUAGUUUUAUUUGCUGGCAACAGCACUGUUUGGGGCAUCGUGAGUUAUUAUUUAUUCAUGUGGGAUAUAUUUUGCAUGGAUCUAAAGUGUUUUGAUUGCUAUUAAUUAAACAACAUUCAAGUGAACGUAUGCAGCAUAGCUGAGACCAUAUAGUUUUUGAUUUUGCAUAACAGUUUAGUCGCAGCUUGCAUUUAGAGAAGGGCAUUAAGGCACUUUGCCACUUUAACAAAAACUGGUUAAAAACAAUGAUACCCUCUAAAAUAAUGUUUCUAAUUACCUGUCACAAUCUAUCAUGAGGACAGCAUCUGACAGAAAGAGUGCAAAUGGCUUGAUAGUAUAAGUUCCUCCCCUCCCGCUCCCAAAAUAACAUCUCAGCACUUAAACAAGUCUUUUUUUUAGAACGUAAAAUCUUACAUAUGAUUUGAUCUGAACUAGGUUACACUCCCAAAGUUCAUCCUCGUACUACACACUCAAAAAAAGCUUGUUUUUGUCUUCUAGACAUGUACAGUGAACUAUUUUAUUGACUGUAAUAAAUCAGAGUAUUCAUAUUAAAUGUGUACAUGAUAGUUCUCUUUAAAUAAACAAACUGACAUCCAAA
Molecule: messenger RNA, 3261 nt
Organism: Pomacea canaliculata
Lineage: Eukaryota; Metazoa; Mollusca; Gastropoda; Architaenioglossa; Ampullariidae
Product: methionine adenosyltransferase 2 subunit beta-like
Biological process (GO): S-adenosylmethionine biosynthetic process
Cellular component (GO): methionine adenosyltransferase complex
Molecular function (GO): methionine adenosyltransferase regulator activity
Source: RefSeq, a predicted model, not a curated record